CGUAACUUUACAUUAUUUAUCGGAAUUGCCCUAUUACGCGUUAGCGGAAAUUCCCCACCCCUCAUGUGUUAUGAACUUGUCCAGUGAUAAAAAUAGAACAGAAAACCUGUCAACAGGAAUACGAAAUGAGUGCAGAACGCAAGCGACUGAAAGAAGAUAAACUUGGCAGUAAACAAUGGAAAAAAUGGGGACCUUACUUACCAGACAGACAAUGGAGCACUGUCAGGGAAGAUUAUUCGGCAGAUGGCAAUUGCUGGAACUAUUUCCCUCACGAUGACGCACGGUCCCGUGUGUUCCGGUGGGGUGAGGACGGCCUGCUGGGUAUCACCGACAAACAGUGCCGGCUGUGUAUGGCCCUGUCGCUGUGGAAUGGCAGGGAUCCCAUCCUUAAGGAGAGACUCUUUGGGCUCACAGGACUGGAGGGGAACCAUGGAGAAGAUGUCAAAGAGUUGUACUACUAUCUGGACAGUACGCCUACACAUUCCUACAUGAGGGCACUGUACAAAUACCCACAGAAGGCCUACCCAUACGAUAACAUAGUGGCAGAAAACCGCCGCCGUACAGUGUUCGACCCAGAGUAUGAAUUGCUGGAUACAGGUGUGUUUGACGAAGGUGAUUAUUGGGAUAUUGAGGUGGAGUACUGCAAGAACACUCCGAAUGACAUUUUGGCUCGAUAUACAAUCUACAACCGAGGCAAGAUGCCCGACACUAUCCAUGUAAUGCCAAUUCUCUGGUUCAGAAAUAUCUGGUCCUGGGGUGAUGCCUGUGAUGCAUACUGUAGCACUAAACCACAGAUGUCACAAGAAAAAAUAAAUAGGGUACUUUGUCGGCACGAGUCACUUGGUGACUACUGUUUGGAGGCGGAUGUUGGACCUGGAGGUCACUUUCCCGAGAUACUCUUCACAGACAACGAGACAAACUAUGAACGACUCUAUAACCAGCAGAACAAACACAAAUAUGUGAAGGAUGCAUUCCAUUAUUAUAUCAUGCACCGUAAGAAAAAUGCUGUAAAUAACCACAAAGUGGGCACCAAGUGCGGCGCAUACUACGUGAUCCGGGUGGAUGGGCACGACUCGGUGACACUCAACUUGAGGCUGUACAGCAGAGAGGACCCACCACCAGUUGUGUUUGGUCCUGACGCUUACGACAGAAUCUUUCGCCUGCGCAGAUACGAGUGUGAUCAGUAUUACAUGGAGGUGAUUCCCAAUUUAAAUCCUGUAGAGAGGAAUGUGGCACGACAGGCAUACGCUGGUUUGCUGUGGAGCAAACAGUUCUACCACUAUGUGAUCAAGGAGUGGUUAGAGGGGGACAAGGGCCACCCCACCCCUCCGUCCAGCAGACUGGCAGGGAGGAACCACGAUUGGCUGCACCUGUUUAAUCGUGACAUCAUAUCUGUGCCAGACAAGUGGGAGUAUCCGUGGUAUGCGUCGUGGGACCUGGCGUUCCACUGUAUCGCCUACGCCAAUGUGGAUAUCCAGUUUGCUAAAGACCAGCUGCUGCUCUUCCUUCGUGAGUGGUACAUGCACCCCAAUGGACAGAUUCCAGCUUAUGAGUUUGCCUUUGACGAUGUAAAUCCACCUGUCCAUGCAUAUGCAGCACUUCGAGUUUAUAAAGCGUCUGGACCAAAAGGGCACAGGGAUACGACUUUCCUCGCUCGAUGUUUCCACAAGCUGGUUCUCAACUUCACAUGGUGGGUGAAUCGUAAAGAUCCGGAUGGGAAGAAUAUCUUCACUGGUGGUUUUCUUGGUCUUGACAACAUUGGAGUGUUUGACCGGUCAAAACCUUUACCAUCAGGUGGGAAACUUUUACAGGCCGAUGCCACUGGGUGGAUGGCGUUCUUCAGUGUGAUAAUGUUACAGAUCUCACUCAUCCUGUCAAGGCGAGACCCAAUCUACGAUGACAUGUCAAGCAAGUUCUUCGAGCACUUCAUUUCAAUUGUCGACACGAUGAACAGACUAGCUGGUGAAGGCUUGUGGGAUGAGGUAGAUGGGUUCUACUAUGAUAAUCUGCUACUGGACGAUGGAUCGUCAAUUCCAUUGAAGAUUCGCUCCUGGGUCGGUAUGAUACCCAUGUUUCUGUGUUUCGUCAUCAGCGAGUCUGAGCUGAAGCAACACCCGGGUUUCCAGAAACGAAUGAAACUCUUUCUCAAACACCGAGAGGAACUCAAGUCCAGGAUUUCGUUCAUGCGACAAGGCGAGGGUUCCGACGAAGAGCGCAUGAUGCUGAGUAUCUGCACGGCCGACAAGCUGCGGCGAAUGUUGCGCUACAUUCUUGACGAGGAAGAGUUCCUCUCACCCUACGGAAUCCGCUCUCUGUCCAAGGUCCACCUGCAUCAGCCAUUCUACUUUGAUAUAGAUGGGAAGCGACACAGCGUGAGCUACCAGCCUGGAGAAUCGAGGGAAACCAUGUUUGGAGGCAACAGUAAUUGGAGAGGACCAAUCUGGCUUUGCAUGAACUACAUAAUGGUGGAGAACCUCGACCGCCUGGAUUUCUUCUAUGGCGAGGAGUUCAAGGUGGAGUGUCCCGUGAGGUCGGGAAACUUCAUCCGACUGUCCGAUGUGGCUAAAGAGCUGGCCAACAGGCUGUCCAGGCUCUUCCUGCCCGACGCAGAUGGCUGUAGACCGUGUCAUGGGAUGAGUGAAAGAUAUGCCAAAGAUCCAAACUUCAAAGACUUGGUUUUGUUCUAUGAAUACUUUGAUGGAGACACUGGGCGAGGCUGUGGAGCAAGUCACCAGACCGGCUGGUCGGCACUGGCUGUGGAGUUCCUGAAGAGCUUUCACCGCUACUCCAUGUUCAGUCGCAGCAACAGUUCCUUCGUCUCCAGCAGUGAUGAGGAGGGCCAAUCGAGGACUAGGCUCGUGUCACAAGACAGUCGCGAGAGCAACUAGUCGACAGUCGCAACAGCACCUAGACUACAGUCGCGAGAGCAACUAGUCAACAGUUGCGACAGCACCUAGACGACCGUCGUGACAGCAACCAGACAUGAAUAAUGAGUCUGCUUACAUGACAUAAAUAUUUCACAGUGUGCUUACAUGACGCACGUUUUAACCCUUCUCCACAACGGGAGUUUACUAAUGACACCAAAUCAGGAAAAAGAUUGACUCAAAGUAGUAAUAGUUGUAUAGGUAAUGUAAUGAAUAAUAAUUAUUCCCGACUCAAAGUAGUAAUAGUUGUAUUGGUAAUGUUAUGAAUAAUAAUUAUUCCUGAUUUAAAGUACUAAUAGUUGUAUUAGUAAUGUUAUGAAUAAUAAUUAUUGUUACCGUCCAUAUUUUUAUCUGCUCGGAGCAUAACACAAGGGAAAAAAAACAUUUGCUGCAGCAAAAGAAGAAAAUGUUUUUGGAAAGUAGUUAAUCAAGAAUAUAGGGGACUUAAUAUUUGUGCUCUUUUUUUUUAGCAAAUUGUUUAUCUUAUAUAUUUGUUGUUGAUAUUCUAACUAGAAUGCAUACAAGGUGCUACAUAUUAUUGAUUAUUUAUGUAUUUCUUUUUUUGACAAAAUAUAGACUUUUUGAGUCUUAAUAUCCUCAGCGUCUUAAGUAGCAUAAUUGCCAUACUUAUUUUUACAGCUUUUGAGACAAAUGGAAAAAACUAUAAUUUUUAUAUAUAUAUAUAUAUAUAUACAAACAGAACUUAAUUAUUUUAAAAGUUAUAUGAAUAAGAACAACAAGAACAAUAUCUGUUCCAAUAAUUUCCACUUGUCUCAAAAGCUAUACAAAUGAAUUAGGCAGUUAUGUUACAAGAAUGACAAAUUUCACGGGACAGUAUUUCAAAAUCUUAGGUAACCAGAUGUCUGUUCCCGUGAUUUGUACCAAAGUAACUGAUUUUAUUUGCUUAACCGGUGUGUUACUGUAUUCCUUUCCUGGGUCCUGUUUUACUAAGCGAUCUUUUAGCGCUAAAAUCACCAUAAAUGGAUAUGUUAGUUAGGCAGUUAAGGUUAUUUUAGUGCCAAGAUCACCCAGGGCCCUAUUCUACGAAGCAAUAUUAGCACUAAGAUCUCCUUAAGUGCAUAACUUAGACUAAUUUCUUAUCUUAACGGAGCCCUGUUCUACAUUGACAUUCCAGAUGUAUUUUAAACAGUCUGAUUUAUUGAAGAGAGAGUAUUUUUCAAUUUGACUACUGACGUGCUAUGUUUAUAAAAUUCCUAAAAUUAGUCAAAAACGUUUUUGAUAUACAAUGUAUAUAAAUAAAGUUGCGGCGUUC
Gigantopelta aegis is the source of this 4197-nucleotide messenger RNA. RefSeq lists its product as uncharacterized. Gene Ontology annotation, biological process: oligosaccharide metabolic process; protein N-linked glycosylation. Bases 126 to 2888 code for a protein of 920 amino acids. Gene Ontology annotation, molecular function: Glc3Man9GlcNAc2 oligosaccharide glucosidase activity. Gene Ontology annotation, cellular component: endoplasmic reticulum membrane. Lineage: Eukaryota; Metazoa; Mollusca; Gastropoda; Neomphalida; Peltospiridae. The record is from RefSeq and is a predicted model, not a curated record. The transcript has 18 exons.